ACCCGGUCGUGCCAGGGGGCAGGGGGCAGCUCGGCGGCGCGGGCAGCCCGCUGCGCUUCGCCCGGCUGAAAAGGAGCCGGGACUUGUUGCCACCCCCUCUUGUCCUCAGAAACCCAAAGACAGAUACAUGCGGUUGGAAGGCAUCAAAAUUCUGGAAGAGGCUGGAAGAUGAUACAACCGAAAGCUGACACAGAAGAGUCUGUAUCCCUGCAUGCUCCCAAACUGUUCUCGGUGGGAGUUUCACCACAUCAGGGAAGAGCUCAGCUCUGGGAGGGAGAUGGAGGGAGCACCGCUGCUCUGAGUCCUUGAGAUCUGUGGUUAGAGCCCCGUGGAAAUCAGACGUCACCUCAAGCUGCGUGUGGAGCUGCUGCCAUCCCCUGAAGCCUGUAUAAGGAGUGCAGCUGAGGAUGAGGCCUGACAAUGUAUGAUCUUCAUGCUAGCCAGAAACCCAUGGAUCACCACAUGGGUGUUUUCACAAUCACAGCAACAAAAGAGCAAAGGAAAGCCGUACCUCCCGCGGACACGAGGCACUUGUGGAGACAUUCCAUGUCGCUGGAAGGCAGCGGUCCCGAGGCUGCUGGGCUCAGGUCCAGGCUUCCCGUGGCACCCCGCGACAAGGGCUGUGAGGUGCUGUGCCCCAGGAGCGCCGCCGGGCCGAGGCAGGAUAUCAAUCAGAAGCUGCAGGAAGAUAACCAAGAACUGAGAGACCUUUGCUGCUUUCUGGAUGAUGACAGGCAGAAAGGCAAGAAGGUGUCCCGUGAGUGGCAGAGAUUGGGCAGAUACAGCGCGAGCGUUAUGCACAAAGAGGUUGCCUUAUACUUACAGAAGCUGAAGGAAUUGGAGGUGAGACAAGAAGAAGUGGUUAAGGAGAACCUGGAGCUGAAAGAGCUGUGUGUGUUGCUGGAUGAGGAGAAGAGUGGUGGAGCGGGCAGCCGGAGCUCUAUUGACAGCCAAAUCAGCCUAUGCCAAUUAACUGCAACGAGUGCUUACAUAAGAGAUGUCGGCGACGGCAGUAGCACUUCUAGCACGGGAAGUACAGACAGUCCGGAUCAUCAUAAACAUCAUCCAAGUACUAGUCCAGAACAUCUCCAAAAAACUCGGGGUGAAGGAAGCCCUGAGCAUCAGAAGCACAGGAGUAUCAGCCCCGAGCACCUCCAGAAGCCGAGGGGUUCUGGCAGUCCUGAUCAUCACCUGAAAGGACCAAGUCCAGAGCAUCACAAAACCAUUGUCAAAGCACCUGAACAACAAAAGCACAGCAGUAGCAGUCCAGAAACUCUCCCAAAGCAUGUUUUGAGUAGUAGCCCUGAACACUUUCAAAAGCAGAGGCCUGGUAGCAGUCCUGAGCAUCAAAAGCACAGCAGUAGCAGCCCAGAUCAUCUUCAAAAGCACACACAGAGCGGAAGUACAGAACAUCUCCACAAAGUGAGGGGUACGAGCCCUGAGCAUCUCAAACAACACUAUGGAGGGAGCCCGGAGCAUCUCAAACAUCUCAGCGGAGGCAGCAGAGAAGGUACCCUCAGGAGACAAGUAACAGAUGACCUCUCCCCUCACCACAGAAGUAUAUACAACGGAAUGAAUGAAUCAACCUUGUCCUAUGUUAGGCAGCUGGAGGCAAGAGUAAGACAGCUGGAGGAGGAAAAUCGCAUGCUGCCCCAGGUUGUGUGGAGGAAACUUGGAGAUGCUGCAGGGUCGUGCCCUGGAAUUAGACAACAUUUGUCAGGAAAUCAGUAUAAAGGACCUAUGUAACAGGCCCCAAGCACAUCCUCUCUCUGAAGAGAAAGAGUUUGAUCUGCUGGCAAGAGACAAAGACCUGACUGUGUCCCCAGCGCUGUCCCAGCUGGUGACGGGGUGGCUCCAUGCACUGCACGAGACUUCGCUGGGAGCUAGUGGAGAUGCUGCACAGAGGUCUUUGGAGGAGCUAGGUUUGCAGUGUCCCCCGGUACUGCUGUUUCAGUGUACUGGCUAGUGAACUGCUGCCUCGUCAUUGCAACGCGCCACAUUUAGAAGCACUGAGGUAUUUCCAUUCCUAACUAAACGAUAAUUGGGAUUCUGCAGGAGUUAAAUAAGUUAUUAUUUUGGUUAGUUACAGUGAAACUCUGGUAAGUCUGAACAAAUUUUCCACUAGAUUUAACAGAAGUUUUCCACCAGACUGGAGAGACAUUGAUAAACUGUGCCUUUGGUCCCCGCAGUUCUGACAAAGUCACUUCUUAGCAACUCACACUUCAGUCUGUAAAGUAUCUAAAGUAUCAGCUAAUGGUGCUUAGGCUUAGACGAUUUACAGCUGGUUCUUUUUCCUUUUUUUUUUUUUUUUGGUAGACUACCUGCCUUUGGAGGUGCUAAAAGACCAUACUGUCUCCUAACCAGCCAGUAGUGUAGCAUAACUACAGUACUUGUAGUGAAACACAGUUUCUUUCUAAAUGAAAGUGAAGAUAGCUUUCUUUUCAAUUUACUUUGAUACAAAACGUGAUGUCUGAUGUUCACAGCCCUUUAACAAACAGAAUACUUAGGUAUCACUAUUAUGGGUCUCAGAUCAGAAUUUCCAUUGGAGUUUUUUUCAGAAAGUGUUCUCCAAUUGCUAGGAUGCUAAUUUCUACUGUUUAAUUUACAAACACGCUGGUUUAUUUAACAAGACUCUAUAAAAAUCUAAAAGAUUGCACUGCAUUAUAAUAAAGCUUUUCUUGCUACUGUAGCAUUCUUUGAAAGCAAAAGGUUUUAUUAUACUCAGAGCAUGUCUUUCAUUAUUAUGAGGCAGAAAGCUCUUGUUUGGAUUGCCUGAGAUUUGACCAGAAGGCACCCUAGGUGUGCUUAGUUUAUUUUUUACCUCUGUGUAUGAUACUAGUUGUGUGUAUUGAACUGCAAUGAUAGGUAUUUUGUGUAUAUCUAAAAGCAACGAUAGUUUGAUGUAUGAAUGUGCAACAGGCUUGUGACUGCUGUUGCUUAACUUUUUACCAUAGCUGAGCAUCAAAAUAAUUAAUAAAAGUUUAAAAGAAAAAUAGGAAUGCAACAAUUCCUGGUUUUCUUGUUUGUUCUUGGUUACUGAGAUUUGAGCCCAAGUCAGAAUCCUUUUUCUCUGAGCUUGCAACAUGCUGUGUUCGUGAGCUAUUUGCAGUGGAAUGUAGCUUGGUUGCUGUACAAUCUUUUGUUGUAUAGGAGUAUGAUGUAAAAUCUGCUGUCUUCAGAAGAAGUGUGUUAAUUUGCAGCAGUAGUUAUAUUGGUUUCUGUUGUUAUUUUUACUUGGUACCAUUUGAUGUGAGGCCUCUGAUCCAGCAUUGCUUUCUCAGGCAAAACUCCUGGUUGCUCCGUCUCCUUGAGUUGGAAAUGCAGAAUCCAGCCUUCCGUUUUUGAGACAUUGCACUCUUGCAUAAUUUCUUAUAUGUAUAACCCAGCCCAAGCAGUUGUCUGUUACCUUUAUACAUUGUUUUCUCCCAUACAUAUUGUUUGCAUAGUUAAACUUAAAUUGUUGUAUUCCUAUAUAUCUAUAUAUAUAUAUGUAUGAAAAAAUAUAAAACAUGUACUUGUGCCUGCAGUACGUAUGUGCAGGGGCUAAUUUGAGGGACACUGGUCUUUUGACACUACUCUUGUGUAAAUUUUGAUACUGUAUUAAAACUAUUUUUUUACAGUUCCGCAUACGACUGGGUAUCAAGUAUCUGUGUUCAUCUUAGCAAUGGUAAUAAAUUAUAGAAUCUC
This is a messenger RNA of Cygnus atratus (black swan), 3687 nucleotides long. RefSeq names its product coiled-coil domain containing 85A (gene CCDC85A). The record is from RefSeq and is a predicted model, not a curated record. Bases 421 to 1746 code for a protein of 441 amino acids. The transcript is spliced from 9 exons. NCBI's taxonomy places the organism in Eukaryota, Metazoa, Chordata, Aves, Anseriformes, Anatidae.